Molecule: messenger RNA, 1668 nt
Organism: Bicyclus anynana (squinting bush brown)
Lineage: Eukaryota; Metazoa; Arthropoda; Insecta; Lepidoptera; Nymphalidae
Product: endoplasmic reticulum lectin 1
Exons: 10
Coding region: 81-1646 (521 amino acids)
Biological process (GO): endoplasmic reticulum unfolded protein response; retrograde protein transport, ER to cytosol
Cellular component (GO): endoplasmic reticulum lumen
Source: RefSeq, a predicted model, not a curated record
UAAAUCCCCUAAUUUACUUACAAUGUUUUAAUACACAGUGUUAGUUUUUCAGAAUUCUAGAAGUGAUUUAAUAAAUCAAAAUGAAACGCUUGUGCUUAUUUGUAUUGAGUGUAUCUCUUUGCGUUUGUGCUAUCGAACACGAUUUUAAAGGAUUUGAUGAUAAUAUUUUAUUUGGAAUAUUAUGGCCAGGAUCUUUAGAUACACCAGAAAAGUUAUUAGAAGGAGAAGUCAAGCCAGAGUCCAAAGAAACAUUAAAUGUAAUGACAAACCUAAAAGAGAAAUAUAACUGUCAACUACCAAAUUUAAGUCAAAAUCAGACAGCGACUACAGCAGACUAUGAUGGCCCGUCACCAAUAAACCUGUUGAAGCCAUUGUUCUCACAGAAAAUCUGCUCCUAUAGGCUUGAGAGUUAUUGGAGCUAUGAGGUGUGCCAUGGGAGGUAUGUCAGGCAGUAUCACGAGGAAAGAGAUGGUAAGACAGUCAAAACGCAGGAGUUUUUCUUGGGCACUUGGAAUGAUGAGGAACAAUCAAAAUUGGAAGAGAAGUGGAAGGUAGCACUGGAAAAUAAAGAACCACCUAAAAUGUCAAAGGUUGAAGGACAGACUCUGCCGUAUGUUGAAAUGGUUAUGGAAUUAGGUACAAAAUGUGACCUGAACGACAAACUGCGCCUCACGCGUGUACUCUACGUCUGCUACAGUCACGGCAGACACGAGGUGUACUCCUUCAAGGAAACUUCGACGUGUGAAUACGAAACCAUCAUCCUGUCGCCGCUCUUGUGCCAACAUCCUCAAUUCAAACCAAAGGAUGUUGUCGAGAACACGAUAAACUGUUUGCCAGUCGGAGACGCGCCUAAGAAACCAAGGAAUUUGUUAAAGAGUGAAGUGGAGAGUUUGAAGUUCCAGAAUCAGGCGAUCAAACUGAUGAACGAUGAUAAAGACGCUAGUGAUGUACUUGCCGUAUGGAAAGUUGAAAAAAUAGUGAAGGACGGCGAGACGCAUCUGAAGUUUGAGUUGCACCCGCUGACGGAUGACGAAGCUGCGCCGGAAGACGCUCAGAAACAGCUCGCGCCGCCGUCCGAUGCGCCCGCGCCGAAGGACGACUCGCCUGUGCGCGCCUUUCUGGACGGAGAGACUUGUCUGAAUGGGGGCACGGGGUGGUGGAAGUACGAGUUCUGCUACGGCAAGCACGUGAUGCAGUACCACGUGGACCGCGCGGGGGAGAAGACCACGCUGCUGCUGGGCAAGUUCGACGAGCAGGCGCACUUGGACUGGAACAAGGAGAACAGGGGGAAGGCUCCCAAGCCUUCUGCUAAACGCACCUCAGUGUCGCACUUCUACUCGGGGGGCGACGUUUGCGACAAGACCGGCAAGCCGCGCCAGACCGAGGUGAAGCUGCGCUGUCCAGAGAACGGCUCGACUCUCCCGCAAGUCUCUCUGUACUUACUGGAGCCUAGGACCUGUCAUUACAUCUUGGGCGUUGAAUCGCCAGUAAUUUGCGAAAUAGUGAAACUUGCUGAUAAAAACGGGCUCAUCAAGUCAUUCUCGCCGGAGCUGUCACAGGACAAAGAUAAAGGGACUAAAGAAGGAAAGGGCGAUGAUGAAAGUGAGCUUAAGAAAAAAGAUCCUAAUAAGCUUGGUUUAGAUUAAUUAAUAAAUUAACUUAUUGUUA